Molecule: messenger RNA, 2048 nt
Organism: Diabrotica virgifera virgifera (western corn rootworm)
Lineage: Eukaryota; Metazoa; Arthropoda; Insecta; Coleoptera; Chrysomelidae
Product: glucose dehydrogenase [FAD, quinone]-like
Exons: 9
Coding region: 152-2029 (625 amino acids)
Molecular function (GO): oxidoreductase activity, acting on CH-OH group of donors; flavin adenine dinucleotide binding
Source: RefSeq, a predicted model, not a curated record
UAACGAAAUAAAAAGAAAAUAUAUUCAAAUAGUAAGCAAAGGGUUGCCUAAUCUAAAAGGUCCUGAAUUUGGUGACUGAACCCGUUCAAAUUUUACAAACUAAAAAUUAGUUUUUAUUGAUUUUAGUUAUAUACGUUUAGUGUGCUGCAGUAUGAAACAAAAAGCUGCGUUAGUUUUGGCAGUAUUAUUUGUAUUCUGGACCCCUGCAGCUGACGCACAGAUAUAUGUAUGGGUAGGAAAAUUAAUAGAUUUGCUUUUAGAUGCAUCAAGUAUACAAUCAGUUUUAUUUCCUUUAUACCCGGAUCGACAGUCAGAAAUUACUUUGAACGACAAAUUCGACUUCAUCAUAGUUGGAUCUAGUCCAUCUGGCUCAGCAUUAGCCAGUAGACUGACGGAAAAUCCAAAUGUUAACGUCCUUCUGUUGGAAAAUGGAGAAGAAGCAAGUAAAUUAACUGAAAUACCAAUUAUAGCGGGUGCUUUCGGAACUACUCUAUACUCAUGGGGGUAUAAGACGGAGCCUCAGCCUGGAUUUUGUAGAGGUUGCACUAACCACCAAAUUAAAUGGGAACGCGGUAAUGCUUUGGGAGGAAGUACCGUAAUAAAUUAUAUGAUUUGGGUAAGGGGAAAUCGUAGAGACUACGACAAUUGGGCCGAUCUCGGAAAUCCUGGGUGGAGCUAUGAUGACCUUCUGCCUUUAUUUAAGAAAAUUGAAGAUGUUCACGUUGCCAUUAAGGAUGAAGGUUACAGAGGCACUGGAGGACCUGUAACUGUGACUGAUGUUGAAUGGAGGACAAAAGUUUCCGGGGCUUACGUUGAAGCCGCACAACAGGCUGGAUAUAGUUAUGUAGAUUAUAAUGGAAAGGAACAACUGGGGGUAUCUUAUGUACAAGCAACAACUAGAAGAGGUAGACGAGAUAGCGCCGAAAGAGCCUAUCUAAGACCAAUACGCAACAGAAGAAACCUUAAAAUACAAACAAAAUCUAAAGUUACCAAAGUGCUCAUUAAAGAUAACGCUGCUUAUGGCGUUGAGUAUUUUCAUAAUGGAAUUAGACAUAAAGUUUAUGCAACAAAAGAAGUUAUUCUGUCUGCAGGAGCUUUAAAUUCACCGCAAUUACUUAUGUUGUCUGGAAUAGGGCCAAAAGAAGAUCUAGAACCUUUAGGUAUCAACGUAAUUAAAGACCUACCAGUAGGAAAGAAGAUGUAUGAUCAUGCAGCUUUUCCGGGUUUAGUUUACACAUUAAACACAAGUGUUUCAAUAAAUACGAUCAAUGAAAUCUUGAAUCUGGCCAAUUAUGCACGUUUUCUUUUAUUUGGAAGAGGAUUUUUCACUUCUAUAGGUGGAGUAGAAGUUCUCAACUACCUCCAAACAAACAUAACGUCUGGCUCAGAUCCUUUACAUCCAGACAUAGAACUACUGAUUCUUGGAGGAUCUCUGGCAAAUGACUAUGGAAUUGUUUUUAGAAAUAUGUUUAAUGUAUCACCUAAGAUUUACAAUGCAGUAUUUAAGCCUUUGGAGAACAAGUAUACAUACCAGUGUACUCCAGUCUUGCUUCAUCCAAAAUCAUAUGGUUCAAUAAAACUGAGGUCGAACAAUCCGUUUGAUCAUCCGAAGUUUUAUGCUAACUUUUUUUCAGAUCCAGAAAAUGAAGAUAUUAGACGAUUAAUUGUAGGUAUACGGGAGUUCCAAAGAAUUAACUCAAUGCCAGCUUUACAAAAAUAUGGUGCUACUUUGGUAGAGACUCCAAUACCAGGCUGUGAAGACAUAGUAUUUAAUACCGACCACUAUUGGGAAUGUGCGUUGAGAACUGUAAUUGGAAUUUACUACCAUAUGACAACAACAUGCAAGAUGGGUCCUGAAAGGGACAGUGAAGCCGUGGUCGAUAGUAAUUUAAAAGUUUAUGGAGUAGACAAACUAAGAGUAGUAGACACCAGUGUGGUACCUAUACCCCAGUCGACUCAUAAUAUGGCUCCAGCGUACGUCAUCGGAGAAAAGGCAGCAAUAAUACUUAAAGAGUUUUAUAAUAUUUAAGAUUAAAUUAUUUGUCAUU